Molecule: messenger RNA, 909 nt
Organism: Microthlaspi erraticum
Lineage: Eukaryota; Viridiplantae; Streptophyta; Magnoliopsida; Brassicales; Brassicaceae
Source: the annotation of a GenBank genome assembly
AUGGGAAACUCUCUAAAUCCUUUCAAAGAACAACCUCUUCCAUUGGCUUACGAUUCUCUCACCACCCCUCUACUAAUUUCCGAGGAGGCAGAAAACGACAAUGUGAGAGUCUUCAGCGUCACGGAAUUGAAGAAAGCUACGAAAAGAUUCAAAGUAGACAGGCAAGUACUGGGCAUGGACGGCUGUGUUCGAAAAUUCUACAAGGGAAAAGGCUACAUCGAUGGCUCGAGAACUACAAGCGUGGAAGAAGAAAAGGCAUUGCCGUGGGAAACACGGAUUAAGAUAGCCAUUGGAACAGCUCAAGGUCUUAUAUUUUUCCACUCGAUCAAGAACAGCCCGCUAAAUCGAGAACUCAGAAUGCAUAACAUUAUGCUUGACGAGCAAUACAAUGCAAAGUUGUUUUACCUUGAAUCAGAGCAACAAUAUGUGGUAAACAGAACGAUAUAUGGGGAAGAAUGGAUAUACAUGGCUCCUGAAUUCCUAAUCUCAGGUUAUUUGGGAACGGACACCGAUGUUUACACAUUUGGUGUGAUCUUGCUUGAGCUUUUAGCUGGUUCGGAAGAUAGAGCAAGAAAAUUAUUCAAGAUAAGCCCAGAUGGUUGGAUUAGACCUUUCUUUAUUGGUGAAAUAAUCGAUCCCCGACUUGGGAACGACUAUCCUGUGAAGGCGGCGAUAGAGUUGGGCACACUCAUCCAAAGUUGCACCAUGAUGGACAAGAAGAAACGACCGGUGAUGCAACACGUUUUGGAUGUUCUCAAUAUUAUUGCAGAGAUUGAAUUCUACCCCUCUUCUUUUGCAUACCAUGACAUUGAGGAUAACCUUGAUGGAGAUUAUGAAGAAGCUACUCAGGCUGAGGUUGAUGCAGCAUUUGCUGCUCUCUAUACUGAUAUAAGGGCUAGCUUAUUUUGA